AUGAUCGACCAAUCACAUCAUCGCAUUUGUCGACAUGUCAUUCCAGAACGACAUCUCCAGGAUUCCAUUUCACCUCACUUCCAACAUCGAUAUACAAAGAUGGCAGGCAAAUUCGAGCCGAAGCACAAAGUCGACUUGGACCCACCCAAGGACGACAUCAUCAGCGUGGACCAUCUUGCCAAAUGUGAUGGAAAGCACGAAGGCUUUCCGACGUAUGUUGCGAUCAAGGGAACGAUCUUUGAUGUUACUGGGAAUAAGGCGUAUGGGCCGGAGGGGAGUUAUAAAGUGUUCGCCGGCAGAGACGCGUCUCGAGCUCUAGCACAAUCCUCCCUCAAAGACGAGGAGUGUCGGCCAGAUUGGUACGAUCUAUCACCCGAGCACAAGAAAGUCCUGAAUGAUUGGUACACUUUCUUCAGCAAGCGGUACAACAUCAAGGGAAAAGUUGAGGGCGCACAGAACACUGGCGAGGACCAGCCAGAAGAAGAGAAGCUGUGA
Fulvia fulva is the source of this 495-nucleotide messenger RNA. RefSeq names its product putative steroid-binding protein 3. Gene Ontology annotation, cellular component: endomembrane system; membrane. The record is from RefSeq and is a predicted model, not a curated record. The transcript has 4 exons. Bases 1 to 495 code for a protein of 164 amino acids. Lineage: Eukaryota; Fungi; Ascomycota; Dothideomycetes; Mycosphaerellales; Mycosphaerellaceae.